UAUUUAAAGCAAAUUUAAAUACUUUAACGAGGAUUUAAAAAAAAAAAGUCCCACGCGACUGUUUGGACUAGUUCGUUCCUUAAGUACCAACUGCCAAAAAAAAAAAAAAAAAAAAAAGACAAAACAAACCGCCGCAUUCCAAUAGACACAAACCCCCAAAUGCAGCUUCUAGCUAGCCAAAUUUCCAUUUUAAGUCGUAUUAAUUUCAUUUAAAUGCAGCAUAAGCAGCCAACUAGGGUUCCCGGGGGCACUUGGGUGUCAUUUAUUUUCUAUUUUAAAAUAUGCACCGACGCGUCUGUAUCGCAUACAGCUCGUCGUACCCGAAUCAGCUUUAUUAGCUUUCAGGAGCUGUUAAGAAGAUAUUGCCCUCUGAGUUUAGCUUGUGUUUUAAGUAAAUGCAAUCAGCAGAUUCAACACUGUUAUUCGGCGGUUCAAGCACACUCGGCCGUCCCCCGGGAUCUUUCCGCGGCGUUUGUUUUAAUCACAUAUGUCGUAUUCCUCCCGCGUGUUGUAUCCAGGGCGAUUUUUAAAACUGAGUUUACGGUUGAAAUCGAAGCAACUUUUGUAGCGAAAGUGCGACGAGCGCAGGGGGUGGGCAAGCCUAGCGGUGUAUUGUGGGAGAGACAGCAGCGAGAGACCAGAGGCGCACACACACAUACACAAUAUGUGCUGGCUCUCGCCGAAAAGGAGGCAGUAUUCUUCAAGCGAAAUCAUGUAAUGUAAACGGGCGAAAGCAACGCGGUUUCAUCUUUUUUUUGUGUAUUUAAAAAAAAAAAAAAAAAAAAAAAACAACACUCGAUCGGACGAACCAUGUCCAAGCCAGCGGAGAGGAACAGAUUGAACGAAGACCAUGGCAGAAAGCAGAGUUCAAGUCUGGCGAACGGCAUGGACAGUCAUCCCGUCUGCGGCGCGGCGGAGAAGCGGAGUCACCACUGGAGAAGUUACAAGUUGAUCAUCGACCCGGCGCUGAAGAAGGGACCCCACAAACUCUACCGCUACGAUGGGCAGACGUUCAGCAUGCCCAACCCCGGGAUACCACCGGUGGACCUGGUCCGAGACCCCAGGAUCGGACGCCUCUGGACCAAGUACAAGGAGACGGACCUACCGGUGCCUAAAUUCAAGAUCGACGAGUUCUAUGUCGGCCCCGUGCCGCCGAAGGAGGUGACGUUCGCCCGGCUGAACGACAACAUCAGGGAGGGGUUUCUCACGGACAUGUGCAAGAAAUUCGGGGAGAUCGAGGAGGUGGAGAUCCUGUACAACCCGAAGAACAAGAAGCACCUGGGAAUAGCCAAAGUCGUGUUCGAGAACGUGAAGUCGGCCAAGGUGGCGGUGCAGUCGCUGCACAACACGUCUGUGAUGGGGAACAUUAUCCACGUGGAGCUGGACCCGAAAGGUGAGAAUCGCCUCAGGUACUUCCAGCUCCUGAUGAACGGCAGCUACACGCCGCGGACGCUGCCUGUCGGCGGAGAGGAAACCAGGGAAGUCUCUCCUCGGAGCCUGGCAGAAGCGCUGCUGGCCUGUGAGCCGAUCCGCAGGUUGUCAGAGAGCAGCAUGUCCUCCAUCGGGGGGCCGCUACCACCCAGCAGCUCCAACACUCCCCUGAGCCUGGAGACGGGCUACUCCAGCAUAAGGCAGGACACCCCCCAGUCCCAGGGAACCCCUCACACCCCACGCCAGCCGGGCACGCCCUUCUCCCAGGACUCCAGCUACUCCAGCCGGCAGUCCACGCCCGCCUACCAGUCGAGCCGUCCCGAGAGCUCCGGCGGCGGCUACAAGUCCCGCAGGCACGAGAGCAAGUUCCAAGACGCGUACAACCGGCGGCCGGAGAGGCCUCAGUACCGCAGCAACAUGUACCGCAGCACGCCGUCCGAUCAGGGUCUGUUCAAGCCGCACCAGCUGACGCCGCCCGAACCUCCGCCGACAACUCCGUCGUAUAACUACACAGCGCCUCCCCCUGCUACGCCCAACUUCAAGUCCGCGUUCUCGCCCUACCAAGCUGCUCUGCCGGCGGCGUUCCCCCCGUCGGAGUCGCCCUACCACCACUCGACUCAAAGGGAGGGCGAGUACCUGCGGCCGCCGCAGCCGCCUCCGGCCGCCGCCGCCGACGUCUUGCCCGCUAAGGACAGGCCGGAAACGCCUCCCAUGCCGGAGCAGCCGCCGGAGCCGGUCCCCCAGCCCACCACGCCUCCUCCUGAGACGCCAGAGCGCUGCCCGUCGCCGGGCUCCCCGGCGCCGGACCCCGAGCGCAACAGCCUGGACUCGCGCAUCGAGAUGCUCCUGAAGGAAAAACGGACGAAGCUCCCGUUUCUGGAGGAGCGGGACUCGGACAACGAGGUGCGAAUGGAGGGCAGCCCCAUUUCCUCCUCCUCCUCCCAGCUGUCCCCGAUCCCGCCUUUCACGGGCGGCCAGCCGAGCUCGCGCCCCCCCAGCACGGGCUUGGAGGACAUCAGCCCGACCCCGCUGCCCGACUCCGACGACGAGGAGCCCAUCGCCGGCACCGCCUCGUUGAUCAAGAGAGUCGGCUCUCCCGUCCACGACAAGACGGGGAAAGGCGACCUGAAGGACGGAGCCUUUCGAGGCGUCUCUCCCGCCGAGAAAACGGACGCGCAGGCUCAGCAGUCGUCCGGAGAAGACAUGGAAAUCUCCGACGACGAGAUGCCGGGAGCCUCGAUCACCAGCGGAGACAAGGGCAUCGUGGUGAACUCGGCGGUGUCGCCCAUGCACACCAUGUCCAUGCAUCCUGCCAGCUACCACCACCUGCAGCACCAGGCCGGGUUCCCCAUCCCUCCGCACCACCUGGGCCCCCACGCCGCCAUGCCGGGCCACCACAUGCCCGGUCACCCCGGGGUGCCGCCCCACAUGCUGCCGCUGGUGGGCCACUACCCGCCGGGCCUCGUCCAGCUGAUGGGUCUCAUGAACUGCGUGCCGUGGGAACGGUGGAGCACGGUGCCCAUGUCCUUCCAGAUGCAGCAGCAGAUGCUGAGCCGCAUAGCUCAGACCAGGGGGCCCUACCCGUACCCGGACUUCCUGGACGGGGGCACGUCGGAGCUGUUCGGCGGGCCCUACCCGCCCAUUUCUAUGGACGCCGCGCCCGCUUGCAGCACGGGAGCGCUGGGACAUCAGUGGCACCAUCCCAGCUUACCCACGUUCAACCCCACCGUCCCGCCGCCGGGCUACGAGUCUAAGAAAGAGGACCCCCACAAGGCCACCGUCGAUGGCGUGCUGCUGGUCAUCGUCAAAGAGCUGAAGGCCAUCAUGAAGAGGGACCUGAACCGCAAGAUGGUGGAGGUGGUGGCGUUCAGGGCCUUCGAUGAGUGGUGGGACAAGAAGGAGCAUUCGGCGAAGGCGUCUCUCACUCCAGUAAAGGGUGCCGAGAGUAAAGAAGAAGAACGUCCCAAACCCAAAGAGACGAUAGCCUCCAGUCUGCUGGAGAACUGGAACAAAGGAGAAGGACUCGGCUAUGAAGGGAUGGGUCUUGGCAUGGGCUUGCGGGGAGCCAUCCGUUUGCCUUCCUUUAAGGUGAAAAGGAAGGACCCGCCGGACACCGCAGUGGGAGGUGACAACAAGCGAGCGCGACCGGCGACCCCAGCAGACGACGAGCUGGAGGACGAAGAGAGAGACAGAGACGCAGCCGAGCUUCCGUCAGACGACUCCAAGAUGGACGGCGACGGCCCCUCAGCCAAGCGACGGCCCUCGCGGCCUCUUGAGCUGGACAGCGAGGGAGAGGAGGAGAUGGACACCUCCGAGAAGGAGGAGGAGGAGGAAUCGUUGUCCGACGUUGGCGAUGAAGAGCCCGAUGAAGUCAAGGCUGCAGACCGGCUGUCGUCGAGCAAAAGUGCCGAUGAAGAGGACGACGACAACGAUGGAGACUCCUCCAGCGACAGCGGCUCCUCGGACUCCUCUGACGACGACGCUGACAGCUUGGCGUCCUCCAAGGCCAGCUCCUCCUCCUCGCCUGAAAGCUCCGACUCCUCGGAGGAGAGCUCCGACUCGGAGCACGAGCUGAGCUCGGAGGAGGAGGAAGAGGAGGAAGACGUGAAAGCGGCUGUGGAGAAGAUGGAAGGCAAAGUGGCGGACACCACCUCGUCUUCCUCGUCGUCCUCGUCUUCGUCUUCCGACGAGGAGGAGGCGGAGGAGGAGGAGGUGGAGGGCAGGGGGGAAGAUCUCAAGCCGCCAACUCCUCCUAUGGUUCAAGUGCUGGAGUUUAAGGAGGAGCGGACCGACGAGGAGGAGCUGAGGAGCAAGUCCAGGCGCAGGCCUCCCAGUCCUCCUACGGAGCGGAUACCCGAGGACCCGAAGCCGCCGCUGCAUAAAGGUGUCCGAGUCAAAGAGGAGGACGUCUGUGUCGAUGCCACCGUCGUCAAGCUGGAACCUCAGGACCACGUAGCAACCCUCCGGCCCCCCACGCCCACAGGGACCCUCCCUCCCAGCGACCAGGAGAUAAAACCCAGAGGUAAAGCAGAAGAAGCAGCCUGCACCCCGGCUCCGUUACCCCCGCUCCCCCCCGGACCAAAGUCCAACUCCACGUCUUCAAUGCACCUCCCGCUACCUCCCCACCCCGCUGUAGAAGGCCGCUCCCUCCUCCACCCGCCCCCCGGCCCCCUGUCCGACUUCCCUCAGCGGCCCCGACUCCCCACGGACGAGGACGUCCCUCGCACGCCGGGCAGGGACCUGAUGGAGCGAGCGAGGAGUCUGGGUAAAUCCCAGAGCACCGACACCGUCCCCAACACCCCCGGCAGCGACGCUCCCCUAACCGGGAGCAGCCUGCUGCUCAGCUCGCCUCACAUCCCCGGCAGCCCCUUCUCCUACCCCUCCCAGUCCCCCGUCCUCAGUGCCGGCGUCCCCCGCACCCCCGGCAGAGACUUAACCUUCACCCCUGUCUUCCCUGAACCCGCAGCGCUGGCGCUCAGCAGGAAGAGCUUUGAGGAGAGGCCGCUGUUAAAGGAGCCGCCGGCCAGCGCUCCGCCUCACCAGCCCCCGCCGGCGGGGACGGAGCGCCCGGCCGCCGUGCCCGAAGACCUGCCGACCGGCGUCUCGGGGGACGUCCCCGUGACGACGGACACCACCGCGUCGAAGAAAAAACCGGGGCGGCCCAAAAUCAAGAAGACCCCAGCCGUGUCGGCGGCCGACGAGUUUUCGUCCAAGCCGGCGGUCCCGCCCCAGACGUCCCUGACGUCGGCCGCGUCCCCCAAACACACGAGCCUGGACUUCAGGGAAGGAGACGCGAAGCCCCAGACGCUGCCGCCCGCCGAGGACAGCUACCCGUCCUACGACGAGGAGAAGCCCGCCGUGACCAAGGCGCCGCGCAAGGCGAGGCGCGGCUGGGAGGAGCUGCUGCUGGACAGCCUGUCGCCGGUCGCCACUCCGCCGCGGGCGUACUUCCGGCCGCGCUCCGACUUCGACGAGAUGACCAUCCUGUACGACAUCUGGGACGAAGGCAUCGACGAGGAGGACAUCCGGCUCCUGCAGAUCACCUACGACAAGAUGCUGCAGCAGGACAACGGCAACGACUGGCUCAACGACACGCUGUGGGUCAACCACCCUCCUACCCACAUCCCCGGCGUGAAGAAGAAGAGGAGAGACGACGGCAUGAGGGACCACAUGACGGGCUGCGCGCGCAGCGAGGGAUACUACAAGAUCGACAAGAAGGACAAAGUGAAGUACCUGCAGAGCUCCCGGGUGCAGGCCGAGGAGCCGCCCGUCGACACGCAGGGCAUGAGCAUUCCCGCGCAGGUCCACGCCUCCACCAGGGCCGGCUCCGAGCGGCGGUCCGAGCAGCGCCGCCUGCUCUCCUCCUUCGCCUGCGACAGCGACCUGCUCAAGUUCAACCAGCUGAAGUUCCGUAAGAAGAAGAUCCGAUUCUGCAAAUCGCACAUCCACGACUGGGGUCUGUUCGCCAUGGAGCCCAUCGCUGCUGAUGAAAUGGUGAUCGAGUACGUGGGGCAGAACAUCAGACAGGUGAUCGCAGACAUGCGGGAGAAGCGCUACGAGGAGGAGGGCAUCGGCAGCAGCUACAUGUUCCGGGUGGACCACGACACCAUCAUCGACGCCACCAAAUGUGGCAACUUUGCCCGUUUCAUCAACCACAGCUGCAACCCGAACUGUUAUGCAAAAGUCAUCACAGUCGAGUCUCAGAAGAAGAUCGUGAUCUACUCCAAGCAGCCGAUCAACGUCAACGAGGAGAUCACGUACGACUACAAGUUCCCCAUCGAAGACGAGAAGAUCCCGUGUCUGUGCGGGGCGGAGCACUGCAGGGGCACGCUCAAUUAACAGACCCAACCCCCGCCUCCCCCCGCACAGGGCACUGGCCGGACACCCAGGCGUCCCGGGCGUGCUCGGAGCGAUGGGGCCGAGGAGGAGGAGAAGUGACCGGCACUUCACCUCCACUCAGCUAAGCUACCUGACCUGCACUCUUCACACAUUAAACUCUAGAUUGUUUACGAUUCACGGUGCUCUACAAACUAAACUGUUUUGUUAUUUUGUGCCGGUGUGACUUUUUCUCCCCCUCCCUGCCCCCCUCCCCCCGCCGCCGCUCUCCACCUCUAGCCGUCAGACAGUAUUUCUGCACAAUUACUGCAGCAGCAUCCAGUCCUGGUUCGGGGCAGUUUUACACUUUUCUCCCCCUCGUUUGUUCUCAUAAGCUUUACCCCACACCACAUGUGGUACAAGGAAAAAAAAAAAAAAAAACAGACUCACACGGUCAGCUGCUCACUUACACUUCAAGAUGCCUGAGGUCGAUUCCUUCCCGCGUCCAGGCAAGGGGAGGGGAGGGGGGGGGGGAGCCGUCCCCCCGCCGCCUGCCCUGAGCAAAUCCACUCAAACUAAACUGAAAUAGGAACGAGUAAAUCCGGAGCGUUCGAGCAUCUUCCACCUGUCCCGAGCGGACGGCGCUGCUUCCUUCUUAGUUUAUGCAAACGUUUAAUGAGGUUCUGCAAAAGCUGCAUUAAUCAAAUUCCUCCUUUUUUUUUUUGUUGUUUUUAUUUUGUAGCUGUUUGUCGUGGCUUUUCCACGCCUGUUUCUUCAGAUACACUAUGUGUGGGUGUGUGUGUUUGUGUUUUGCAUGAAUGAGUGUCCGAGCUCUGGCGAUGGGGCCGAGAACGUGAGCGCACUGCCCCCUGCUGGCCGGAAACGGAGCGGCGACUAGCUAAGCUGAGAUUUCAGUCCCGGAGGGGGGACUGCAGUCAUUACUCCUCAUUUGAAGUGCCAAAUUAACGUACGACCGUGUCUGUUCAAUCGCGAGGAAGCUGCUGAACGUGAUGGCGAGCAUUAGGAAUCCCCCUCCUCCUCUGGACUCUCUGUUUUUUUUUUCUUCUUUGUUCGUUCGUGUUUUCAGCCACGCCGAGGCUACUGCGACCUCCUCACAGUCUGCAGGAGGCUCUCUGUCUUUGUCGUCUCUUUGGAUAAAAGAUAAAAUACUAAAUGCACUCGAGGGAGGGGCGCUUCUGCCCCUCCCUUCCUCAACGAGUCACCCCUGGAAGACCAAGUCAGUUCUCACUUUUCAUCCCUGUUUGUUUUUCUCUCCGCUGAUGUUCAUAUUGUAUAUGAGAAGCUGUACAGAAGAUCAAAAACGUUUUUUUGUUUUUUUUGUUUUAUCUUCACACAUGUAACACUUUUAAGAUACAUCUUUCUGUUUUUCUUCCAUUUUUUUUUUAAAAAACAACAACAAAAGACUGAAUAUUUAAAUAUUUUCAGGGAUAUGUGAAGCUGCAGGAACUGAUGGUAAUAAAGGUUGUUUAUUUAAUAAGGUCCGCUGUGUACAGGAAAAGCUUCCACUUCCCUUUUUGAAAGAUUGUUUCUUGUAGAAACGUCUUCAUUUUCUGCCCAUUUGCUUUGUGAUCCUAAAAUGUGUAAGUAGUUUAACUGUGAAUACUAUAUAAAUUUAAAUAUAUAUAUAUAUAUAUAUAUAUAUAUAUGUGUGUAUAUAUAUAUAUAUUUUUGUUUCCUGGGAUUUGCUACUUGAACACAGCUCAGAGGUGUGUGUAUCAUAAGGAGGUAAACGCUGAGCUGGUCGGCCGGUAGCAGGAUAUUCAGCUUGUGUCAAGCUCUUUCUGUUAUAUUUUGUUUUUUAAAAUUUUGUUGUAAAUUCUAUGAAAAGCUCUUUUGCGGUGUGGAAAAAAAUAAUAAAAAAAAAAAAGGUGCAGAAAUGGCACUAGGAAGAGGACUGAUGUCUCAGCCUGUUUCUCGUGUCUAUUUAUUAUAAGUGUAUGAAAAAGAGAAAAAAAAAGUGAAUAAAGAAUUUUUUGCAUACAUCCAUAAAAA
Messenger RNA from Fundulus heteroclitus (mummichog), 8259 nucleotides. It is a transcript of the gene setd1ba, whose product is annotated as SET domain containing 1B, histone lysine methyltransferase a. NCBI's taxonomy places the organism in Eukaryota, Metazoa, Chordata, Actinopteri, Cyprinodontiformes, Fundulidae. Gene Ontology annotation, molecular function: histone H3K4 methyltransferase activity; protein binding; RNA binding. The transcript has 18 exons. Bases 811 to 6270 code for a protein of 1819 amino acids. The record is from RefSeq and is a predicted model, not a curated record. Gene Ontology annotation, cellular component: Set1C/COMPASS complex.